Molecule: messenger RNA, 1143 nt
Organism: Pedinophyceae sp. YPF-701
Lineage: Eukaryota; Viridiplantae; Chlorophyta; Pedinophyceae
Source: the annotation of a GenBank genome assembly
AUGGCGUCCUUGCCGCAGGACGUGUCCGGCAAGGGUGAUGGCGGAGUGAUGAAGACACGCAUCUACAGGGAGGGCAAGGGCGAUGUGCCGGAGCUGCAUUCGCGCUGCCUGGUCCACUACACCGGCUAUGUUCUCUCGUCGGAAGGACAGAGCUGGGACGAGGAGAUUUUCCACGACACCCGCGACGAGCCAGGCGCCGACCCGCGCGUCAUCAUCUGCGGGCGCUUCGUGCUCAAGGAGGCCGCCCUGAACCUCGCCGUCGCCUCCAUGCGGCCCGGCGAAAAGUGCCGCAUCGAGGUGGAGUCCAAGUACGGUUUCGGCGAGCGAGGCAACUUCUCGUUCCCGCACGUGCCGCCGAACGCCCGCCUCGCGUACGACCUGGAGCUGGUGGCGGUGGAGCCCCCAUCCGACGAAAAGGACGUGUCGCAAAUGCUGUUCGAGGAGCGCCUCGAGGCCGCGGACCGCCGGCGGCUGCGCGGCAACGCGCUGUUCGCCGAGGGCGGCGCGAAGGACGACGAGGCCUGUGCGGCGUGGGCGUCUGGGCUGACGUUUUUGGACGACGACGUAGUGAUGCAGCUCGAGGGGGCGUACCUGGAGCAGGCGCUCAAGGUCCGGCUCGCGCUGCACCUGAACACCGCGGCGGCGAUGUUGCGGAUGCCGGAGUACCCGAACCACCUCCAGGAGGCAGUCGAGCACACUUCGAAAGUUCUGAAUUACCAAAAGGACAACUUGAAGGCGCUGUUCCGACGAGGGGUGGCGUCGUUGCGGCUGGGCGACAUGGACGGCGCGAAGCGCGACCUCGAGCGCGCCGCCAAGCUCGAUCCGGAGGACAAGGCGGUGCGCAGGGAGCUGGCGAGGGUGCGCCAAGAACAGCGCGCGCUGCGGGAGGCGCAGCGGGACAUGUUUGCGGGGAAGUUCGGGGCGCGGGCGCCGGAACCCGCGGAGAAAAAGGCGGAGAGGCCGAGGGAAGAGGCGGCGGCGGCGGGUGCUGGAGCUGCGGAUGCGGCAGUGGCGGAGGGGGGGGUGGAGGGUCAGGCGCCCGGGUGGCUUGGGUGGGUGCUGGCGGCGGGGGCGAUCGUGGUGAUCGCGGCGUUGCAGCUGGUGGGGCUUGUGCGCCGGCACGAGGUUUGGAAGGCGCCGUGA